Molecule: messenger RNA, 11578 nt
Organism: Porites lobata
Lineage: Eukaryota; Metazoa; Cnidaria; Anthozoa; Scleractinia; Poritidae
Source: the annotation of a GenBank genome assembly
AUGUCUUUCGGCAGUGUACGGAGUGUCAUUUGUACGCUACUGGUUUUAGCGGGGCUGUGGAUUUUAUUCUUGGUAGCUGCUCAUCUUAUUUUGGACAUAGAGCAGGGAAGAAAGUACUUUGAAGGUCUUAAGCUCGUGAAGUUUGGCGGAGGAGAAAAUAAAAGAGAGUCUUUACGAUUACAAGAAGAGCUUUACUUGGAAAAGAUUGAAGGUCAGUAAAGAUAUUUUACAGAUCGCCAGCGCAGUAGUCUUAUCAGUUGAUUGUAGUUUCAAUAUUCUGUCAAAGACAAAAUUCAGUUAAGUUCUACCUAAAGGACAAUAUUAAAACUCUCGGUGAAGAAAAAGCAAACUCCAAAGAGAUUUUUACUUCGAAAAUGAGAACCUCCACUUACUUUACCCCAGUCUUCCUGAAAGUUCAUCGCUUCGCUUUAUCUCCUUUCGCGUCGAACUCAGGUAGAAGAGCAGUUUUCAAUGGUUGUACGAAACAAGAGUUUUCUGAGUUUAGAUGGUACAACCGAGAAUUGAAUGCUAUGUCCGCAUUAUACCAGAUAUACAGCUUUGCGCCCUCACGGAAACUAUACCAGAUAGAGCCUCUGUUCACACAUAAGAACGGUGAUCACGGCGCGAUUUCUGUAACGAAGCGAAGCUGCUCUGACCUUGGGAUCGUAGACUGCGAGCAGUCUUUCUUUUUCUUCAGAUUUAGUGAGAGCAAUACACGCGCGCGGGAGCGGCGAAGCCGCGAGACGCCAUCAGUCACGCGCGUGGCCAUUUGCGUGUCCCACGUUUUGCUCGACGGACUACAGAAAAAAGAGAGACUGCUCGCAAUCUAUUGGGAUCGUCUCAUAUCGGAUAGGUUUCUGUCACUUUGUUUCGCAGUGUGAACGGGUCAAUCGGACCGUAGCGGAAGUAACUGGGGAGCUUUAGCAACGACCACGGCGACCGCAGCGAGAACGGCAAAACUAAUCUCGUACCCAGAUCUCCCACGGCCAAGGGAGAGUGAGAUCUGGGUACGAGAUUACGGCAAAACAGCAAUAGGUUUAGUUAGCAAGACAACAACUUUGCACGUGCAUCACGCAUUUUUGUACAUUUCUUUGCCGUCACUGCACGACUACGAGGUCAAAAUGCCUAAUUUCACGUUUUAUGGAGAACGUAAACAAGGAACGACGAAUUUUUCUUUCUCUUUCUAAACUUGAGUCCGGUCGCCAAGAAAUCAACUCCAGGGAAACUCGCCCACAUUUCACAUUUUCAGUGAACUGGAAUAAACGUGACAAAGUUUGAAAAAACGCGAAUCCAUUUUAAAAGUGACGUUUUCGCUGCCGUCGCCGUCGUCGAUGCUAAAGCUCCCUAAUGAGAAGCUGCGACAACUGGAACCCACUGAGGCGAAGUAAAUAUUUGGGAGUGAGGAUAGCGAUUUAGAGCACCGAACCCAAACAUUUGUCAGUUGCUUCAGCAAAUAUCUAACUGUCCUAGCUGUUCCUCAGUAGGAUGCUUAAAAUGCGUGCAAUUCCACUGUUGAGAUUUGCUUCAUUAAAACCUUUUCUAAUCACAGAUCAUUUUAGAAGAGCCACACACAAUGUGAGCACAGCUUAUACUGACAGAACAUGUUACUAUAAGCGAGUUAAAAUAUUCUUUCAAAUGCACAACAGAUGAGGACGAAGUGGAUUGUGAAAUACCAGAAGAUAAAUCCUAUCCAGACUGCAAAAACAGAGUGGAGGUAAGUGGGUUUUAAGGAUACAAAUGUACCAGCAAACGAUUAUUUUGAGGCAUGGCUUCAGAUUAACGUUUUAUAUGUACUUUUAUUCUUUGUUAACAAACUAACGAUUAGUUUAACGUUUUUAUUUUAAGCUGCUAAGAAACAACUGGCAAAAGAACCCAUGUUACAUGGAAUAUGACGUAGAUGGUACUACUUGCUCCUUGGUUAUAUAUCUCAGCGAGGUAAGUCUUUUACUGAAGGCGGUUACGACUGCUUCUCUCUCAGCCGCUUGUCACAAAAGUUAUUGUCUUUUAACUCUUGUUUUUCCUUAUAUUUACUCUUAUUCUUUUUCUAGGUGGAGUCGUGGUGUCCCCGGUUAACUUGGCGAAAAUAUAUGAAAAAGAAAGAACGAAGAAGACAAAAGGUAACCUUCACUUGCAAAUGACCCUCAUUCUUUCAUUGUCAGAGUUCUAGCCGUUAUAGCCUUCAUUUUUAUGUAUGAAAAAUUUCGUUUUUUGUCUUAGGCAAUACUACAGAAUAACUCUGAUAAACUGCUCUCCAAGUUAAACUCAAUACCUGGAUCUCAGCCAAUCAGAUCGCGGAUAUUAAGCAUGUGGUCGUACUGGCAAGAUAGCCUCCAUUUCAUGCGAAGCAAGGAUAAUAUUGACAUGCGCAGUGAGAAGAAGGUACAUUCUAACUCUCAUCGAGUUAAACAACACUGGUUACUGGAUGUGAAUCCAUUUAUACGGUCUUGAAGACUUGAGAUUCUCGCUUCGUAGCUUACUGUUUUAGACGCCUAGCUGCAAAUUGGUAGCUAAGGAGAAAAAAGGAACCCGCGUUACUGUCGCAAAAGAGAUAAAGAUUUAUUAUCUGGGGAAUAUUGAACAUCGUCGCAGUAUAGUAGGCGAUGAAAUACAUAUGAGACUCAUCUUUGCCGGCGCAAGCUUAUUUUGAAUAUUCAAAGCACUAUCGAAUAUCCAUGUACGACCACCUUCGGUAACCGAUCACCUUCCAUAAGUGACCAUCUAUAAAAGACACCAAAAUUUUCCCAGUCAAACCCCUAUAAAUAAUAAUAGUUAGAAUCUCUCGUAAGUGACUGGACCAAUUUUGGGGAUGACACAUGGUCUGAUCUGUAUGUUUGCUGUACUUAGAGUAUGUGAAAAUCUUGCAAAAAGUAGAUUUGUCCAAACCUCUUCUCUUAAGACACUCCCCGUGGUUCAGUUCUCGUAAGCCAUCACUUUUUAAUUUAAUUUAAUUUAAUUUUGUUAGAUUCGCCAAUUAUUGCCAGGGUCACCGCAACAGCGUGACGCCAAUUACUGCGGGCCCGUAACAGUCCCUACCCCCAUGAGAGAUAGACCACCACACCGGGGACUACGUCCCCUACUCUUUACGAACAAUGUGAGGGUUCUUUAACGUCCCAAAGAAUUUAUAUAUGCAAGGGUUGUGAGACGGGGCCUAUGAUUUAUCGUCCUUACCCGAGAAGACUAGAAAGUCUAACCGUUUGCAGAUGUCUUCACUAAGGGAGCACUUUCUCUUCAAUUUCGCAUUUGGGGUCGUCGCUUACGAAACAUUCAACUGCACUGUAUUUAUUGCAGAUUUUGGUAUUUAUUGGCCUGCUGAUGGGUGCUCCUAAAAACCAAACUAAACUGACAGAUGAGCUGCUCCAAUGGAGCGAUCUUCUUGCCUCUCUUUAUGUUCUUGGACAUGACGUCAAUGUUAAGACCGACCGUGUGGAAUUACUUAGGUACAUAUAAAGUACUAACUAUCGACGCAGUCUGGCGACAUACUCUUAGCUACUCUUAGUGAGGUGUGUGCAUUCCACCUGAUACAAUGCUUUCCUACAUAUUGACUUAAAAUCAGGCAAGUCGGCUAACUAAUGAAAGAUAGAAUCCCAAUUGAGAUACCUAUUUUUCAUUCCUUUCUUCUAGCCAGGCGUCUCAGGGAAGGGGAGGGGGGCUGUCAUACCAUUUAGGGGGAGAAAAUUUGCAAAUAUUUAUCGGCGACAUGAGUGCUUUUGUUGCAAUCUACGCUAGAUGUUUCAGAGUUUUUGAUUAUAUUCGGCAGCCAGCGCGUGCGCAGUGAUUACAAACAUCAAUGCCAGGACAUGCAAGAAACGUCGGAUUUUGAUUCGUGGCAUCCUCGGGACCAAACGAAACGGAGGCGACCGGAAAAAGAAUGGAAAAGAGGUUGAUAAUACUGCUGAGCAGUAUUUGCCAGUCUAGUGCCAAAUAAAAUAAAAACUUUCCGACUGUUUUUGUAGUUUAUUGACUGAGGGUAGUCAGUUUGCUCACCGCGGCUGUGAGAAAGGAGAUUCUGGAUUUGAUCUGGUGUACAUUGACCUGCCAGGACUUCAACAGCUAGUGACGUCAGCACCGGACCCAGGAACACUGUAUCUUGUGUGGUCUAAGUAUAGGUAAGAACUGAAAUAAGUCGUAUCAUCUCCGCUGUUAUAUGUCCAUGUUGUUAAGGCGCAUCAGUCUGCUACCGGCCAGCCUCAGAGUCUGCCACACUCGCGAGAUCCAACAAGAACGACUUCUCCAUCCAUACCUCCCAAGGCCCUGGUAACAUAGAUGUGCGUAUGCGUACAUGUGUGUAUGAGUGCAUGUGUGAACGUCACCACUCUCGGGUAUUUAUUGACGGGUAUUGAUUUCUUAAGAAAAUGACGGACUACUUUUAGUCUAGAGAUGGAUCGCGUUCUGUGAAGUAUGAUUAACGACCGCAUGAUUGUUUAUUAACUUUUUAGCUGUCGUCUUCGUGUUCUGGCCCCAUUUGGAAUGGACGCCGAGUUUAACUUCAGAGAUUACACAGGACCAAUCAUGGGCGAGCGAUCUCACCAGGGGAACUGGAAUCUAAACCUUAAACAGUUUCUUACCAAAUAUCGUGAGUUGGGAUCAAUAGGCCAUUUCCGAGUUCCAAAAAAUCUCACUUUCAAAACGAGGCUAAGUGUGAAACCUUUGUUGUGAAAAUGAGUUUUAUUUGCAUCAUAAUUAAAAAUCAUUUUCAUAUCAAUGGCUUCAUACUUAGCCUCGCUCUGAAAGUGAGAUUUUUUUGGAACUCGGAAAUGGCCUAUUUAGGUUUCUGGGAAACUGCCCACCUACCCCUCCCCUAAGCCAUCAUUUUGCCCUAAGUGACAAGUAAGUGUUGAUAUGAUUUUUGAGGAGGGGUAGGUGGGCAGUUUACCAGAAACCUAAAUUGAUCCGAAGUUGCACUAUUAGGUGUUCUUCCUUGCUUUUACCCGGUGCGCGUUGUGUCUUGAGAAGCAUGCACGUUCCGUGACAGCCUGGGCUCCCUGUUUUUCUGGCCAUGGAGGCGUCUGGGAAAGAGUGACACCUGCCUCACCGUAACUUUGUCUCGCUUUCUAUUCGCUUUUAUUUCUGCUGCCAAAAUUAACACAAGAAAAGUUUGUUCUCUAGGUAGAUAGUGGACGUUCAAAUAACCAGAAAAAGAAUCAAAACUUAUCGUGUUUUGCUUGCAAGCGUUCUUCUGCGCCCGUCGAAGUUUGAUGGUUUAUUGAGUUUUCUAACACUUCUUCUUCGCACUUUUUUUUUUUUAUCUUUUGACUCUACCAGCGUUAUCGGUAGACAACUCCUUCCUUGGAUUUGCUGUAAAACGUCCACAAAAUGAGACUGUACCAAAGAAAACAUCAAUGGCUUUUGCUGUUGGAGGCGUAAAGCAAUUCAGUGUAAGUAAUUAAGGGGUUUGUUUAGCCUUUUAAGUCCCGAGAGUGAUCAGCAUCGAAUUUCUCGUCAGUUACAACAUCAAGAGAAAAGAAUAAAGGGAAAAUGCUUGGAUGAAAAGUGCUUUGAUCUUUCACUACGCCAAAAGCCGUGAGUGUAACACCCAGCUGAAACUUGAUUUUACUUACAUCUUUCAAGUUAUGUCGAAGUCUCAGUUUGUUGAAAAAAGGCUGAUAUACAUCCUGGACUUGGUUUUCUCAUUCAUGAACUCCUAGUUUUCUUUUACCUCCGUUGAAUUUUAUUUUUAUUUUUUAAAAAUUUUUUACAUGACCGCUUAAGAAAUAUUAUGCACUUAUCAAAAACGUAGUUAAUGUUUCAUUCUACUUUUCCCCCUAGGCUCACAAACAUUUCUUAAGAGCGAUUUACAAAUACAUCAGAAUACACGCUGCAGUGGUAAGUGGAUAAACCAUCCUCUUUUUAUUUGUUACCUUCUGGAAUCGACACUUAAGUCUUCAUUCAAGGUCAAAGAGAGAUCAAGAGAUUUCCUUUCGUUACCUCGUCUUCUCUCCCUUACUUCCUUCCCGUGAGAAUCUACUUGCAAUGCAAGUCUUCUUUGUUUAGUCCGCAGAGGAAGGGAAGAUGGAUCUGCCGUUUAUAAUCAACCAUGGCAAUAUAAACUCCACCGCUAUAGGUCAACUGCUUCAAAGGUCCAAGGUAAAACUCAUUUCGUACCCAGAUCUCACUCUGUCUUGGCCGUGGGAGAACUGGGUACAAGACUAAAGUAAAAUGGGUUCGAUAUGAAACGACAACAAUUCUUCCACCUUUAUGUUCGUAGAAAAUUCAAGCUCUUACUGGCAACACGUUGAAAAUUCCAUUUCUUGCUUUAAGGGUGUUGAAAAUUGAAGAUCGUUCUGACAAUAUGUUGAAAAUUCAAGAUCUUCCGGCCGCAAGAUUAUGAUAAUUCGAGAUCUUUCUUACUAGAUGGCACGAAGUUCAACCUUGUUCAGACUAGUUAAACCCAUCCAGCCGCAGUCAAUCUCACAGAUCUCAUCCGUAUUCAUUCGUAAUCUUAUUAGCAUUAACAAUUGGAGUGUGUAGGAGUGAUACAGAGAUUGAGAAAGUAGGGUGGAGGGGAAGUGCGUCGAUGCGUCAGUCAGUAAUCCGCUUAUCAUACAAGAGCCUCUUCUUCCUAUCUACUUGCCUGGACCAUUGUUAUUAUAUUACUUUAUAUUUGAUAGAAUUGUGUGUGUUUUGGUGACUUUUUAUAUUGGAUAACACUUUCGUGAUGACCAACAUAAUGAUAAUUUCUAAGAAAAAAAGCCCUGGGACCAAGGUUUCAUAUAAUGGCUUACUGACCGUGCGUCUUACUUAAUAGAAUGCAUAUCCGAAAUAUAAUUUACAUGUCAAAACUCCCACUUCAAAAUUUAUAAGAGAUAUACUGAUUUGAUACCGGACACACUCUCCGGACGUCUAUGUAUUUCUUAUUAAAAUUUGGAGUCUGAAUGCCUCUAUCUCGUUCAAUAUAGGCCCGAUAAACACCAAACUUGAGAAUGUUCCUAACAUCAAUGUGCUCUUUCUGACUAUGUGAGACUCGUGCUGUUUAUCCCAUAAUAAACGUACGCGACCCAGCCUCUCUCGGUUUGAAAUUAGGCAAUUAUCCUCACUCUUGUUUAUUUAAAAUCCCUCUUAAUUGAAAGGAGCUGCUUAGAACCUAUAAACGUGGCAAAUCUCUUUGUUAAACAAGAAGCUCUUGGUGUGGAGAUUAAACAAAACGUAAAACUCCCUGCUUUUUUUUGUACAGUAGCUAAUCUAAAAAAUCGCUUUCAGUUGCUAAUAGGUCUGGGAUCACCGUACGAAGAAGCUUUGGCUUUAGAAGCGAUAUCACACGGAUGUAUCUUCAUUAAUCCUAAAGUAAGAAGCUUUAAUUUUGCCUUUAAUUUUUCGCCUUACGUUUUUCCGAUAGCAGCUUCCGUUUUUUUUGAGAUAUGCUCUUCAUUUAUCUGCUCCGAACUAUACGACACAAGUGGCGCUUAUUCUGAAUUUUCUAAAAAAAAAGGAGUCUGGCCAGUUUACCUUCAUCUUUCACUUAAGAGUGUUUUUCGCGGAUUAGAUGACUACACGUGAUACGUGAAAUCGUCUAGACCAUGAUUUUACAGCCGAAAGCUCACAGGUACCGACGAGGAGGCAAUGGGUAUUCAUUCUUUUUUUCGCGUUUUAAUCCUUUUUGUCGCAUAGUGUAAAUAGGAGAACCGACAGCCGAUGAAAAUGCUUGAAAAACAAUAGACUGCAAAACAGUCCGAAUUUUUUGCGUAUUCAAGUACGCGCUAGCAGUCAAACAAAAGGUCUGGAAUGAGGCUGAAAACACGACGAGGGGAGAGACGGCAAUGGGACGUAAUCAUUCUUUUUGAUUUUGAGAAAAAAAACCGACUGUUUUAAUACAUUUUUAAUUGAAAUAUACUAUUCCAGGCGGUGAGAUAGUGUUAGCGGCGCAAAGAAAAGAGAGCAAGAAAAUUCAGUGAGUGGUGGGGUAGUCUGUUCUCCAAUACCUGAACGCUUGGAAUAGGUUAUAGAAGGCUUUAGAAGCCACUGUAUUUGGUUACUGUAUCUGAGUUUAUUUGAAUGAUUUCCGCUGAUAGGAUAUCACGUGAGAAGAAAAUUGAAAUGCCUUAAUAUUUCUCACUUUUUGUCAAGUUUUGUUCCCCGCUUUAUUCCGUUUUGAUCAAUGUAAACAGUUUUAUUCUUUCAGUUUAGGCGGCCUAAAAAUCGGAUCAAUUCCAAAGCGCUUAAAGAUCUACCGUCAUCAAGAAACGUAAGUAUUUAGUCGAUUUCCUACUUACUUACUGUAAAUUGGCCUGUGAAUACAGCCGGCCGCCUCUCGCCAUAGCUUAGUGUAGCCUUGCCCUCCCUCCCCCUCCCCCGUGAAGAAAAUUCAGGGGAGGGUAGGGUACCACCACACUUAGACUACUCUCCCUGGGCACGUUUUUCGAUAGAGACGUCUGCUGAUUGAGAUAAUUACUAGGUACUUGCUAUAACUCUGCGUUCAGUUUAAAUCACUUUGAUCUUUUUCUUUCCCCAGUUAAGUUCGCAGCAUCCCUAUCUGGAGAAAUUUGUUGGAAAACCUUUUGUUUACACAGUUGACAUUUGGAAUAAGACGGAGGCGACGCAAACGCUUCAAGAGAUCUUAACGAAAAAGGUGAAACACUGCAUCUACUUUUCUUGCAAGUACCCCUAUCAUAACCGACUUUAUAACGUGUCACAUUCUAAACUGUAUUCUGUGGUUUAGGUCAUACCGUAUGUCCCGUUUGAAUUUACUUGUGAGGGGAUGUUGGAGAGAUUAAACGCUUACAUCGAAAACCAGGUAAGAAGACGUCCGCACGUUUCCAAUUAGAGUUUUCCAGUUAUUUUUUUACUAGUACUUCUAAAGAAGUUUUAUGUUCUGGCGUUGUCUAUUUCCUCUACGGCGUUUUCCCAGUCCCUCUCGGUCAAUUCACUUCGGUGACGUAUCGAAGGAGAACGGGCAUUUGCUUAGUUCACGUGACCCGAAACGCUUUGGCCGCGCGGAAUAAUGAAGCCUAAGGACUAGGAAAGUUCUGGCGCAUUACUUUUUCUUUCUUUACUUGCUCACAACAAUUGAACACUACUGUCUCUUUGCUUCCCUGGUUAAUUAGAACUUCUGUGACAAGUCUCACCACUGGCCAGUUCAAAAUGAUGAACUUAACAUCACAAUGGCGCGUGCAGGAACAUCGUGCACUGAAGCGUGUUUUAGAGAAGGUAUUUGCCUAUUCAAAAUUAGCUUGCGAACAGCCUCCCAAGUGGAGUGGGGCGAAACAGAAAAUCGAGCCGAGCGUGGCCGAGCGUGGCCUGGUGAGAGAAAACUUAGGACCCCAGGCCUCCUCCAGGCCACGCUUUUUCGCCCCACUUCACUUGGGAGCCUUUCUGGGACUAAUAUAAAGUACAUUGUGGUUUACUUUCGUAACGAUCCAGCUAAGCCGUGACCAUAAGCCUUGCACGAUCCAACCUCGUUCCCAGGGCGCUUUUCCCUUUUCCGGCCCCGCCUCCAAAGCCAGGGAAAAGCGCCCUGGGGACGAGGUUGUGCACGAUCACUAGUCAAUUCACUGAGGCGUGCUACUAACCACUAAAAUUAACCAAAAAUCAAGAAAAGGAAAAUACUUAAGUUGCAAGUUGCAAGUUAAGAUAUAAAUUUAAGAGGGCGGUGUAUCGAAAAGUUAGAAUAUUUAAUGGUUUGAGAUAUAAAGUGCAAAAGUAAAAAAACCAUGUAGUUGGUUUAAGAGCGUGCUACCAAUGGGCGUUGGCUGAAAUUAUGUUCCAAUACACACCUACAAUCCUUGCCCGUCUUAAUUAUUAUUGUGUGCUUGCUAUUUGUUGUGCAGGUUUGACUUGUGAGCCAGAGUACUUCCGUCUCCUUAAUUCCAGGUAAAACUUUCAUCAAGAAACUUGUAAACUUGUACUUCGCUUUUGUUUUCAGGUUUGUGGGAAAAUACCUUACCAACAAUCGGCGUCAAAAUUAGUUGACACACUUUGCCCUAAAAGGCCUUUCUGACGAUUUACAAGCUUCAAAUUGAGGGCAAAAUGAAGCUUUCCCUCCCCAACUCCCUAAAAACAAUGUUGCACCGCUGUUCAAACUACCGGCAGGAAAGCAACAAACUGAGUGAGACUGGGUCUGUGUUGUGUCGAAUUGCACUAUGGGACUGUUUUUGGGACGCCUGUACUUCUUUUAUUUGCUGUUAUGAGAUUGCGUAGGAAUAAACUGGGACAAUAGGGAGCUUAAACAAAGACGUGGUUUUUGAGCGACGCCCGUCAACCGGAAGUGAGGUAUUUUCGCUUUUUAAAGGCAUAAUUAGCCUGCGAGCAAGCUCUCCUAUUUGGGCGAGCGAAGCGAGUCUCGCGAAACGCACAAGCGAGUGGCGAAGCCCCCUCGCUCGCGUGUUCUCGCGAGGCUUUCUUCGCUCGCCCAAAUAGGAGAGCUUGCUCGUAGGCUACCAAAUGAGUGUCGCCUGAAGAUUUGGGGAUAACACUUGCCCAAGAAUGUCGGCAAAAAGCGCCCACUUACGGUUGACGUGUGUUGCUCAAAAACGUCUUUGCUUAAGCUCUCUAAUAUGCCUUUUCAGCACAGCCUUCAUAACGUUAGAUCAGUUUUAGAUAGCGAAUGCUUACAUUUCGACUUAACCUUGGCACAAGAAACUGAGCUUUAUCAAUGAUUUUGUUACAAAUAGUUAUGAUGUGUCCCAGGUUUCAUCUUGUGAAAAAUCAUGAGGUCCAGUCCAUAACCAAUGAGUCCCAGUUCAAAAAAAAAAAGGAGUCAUGCUUGGGCCUUUAUGUAACCAGACAGUUAAGCUGGAGGCAGACGCCAAAACUCUUAAUUACUGUUUACUGAAAUUAAAAUAUAAUCCUUCUAUUUAUUUAAAGCACAAAAAUGACUAAAAUAAAUAGGCAUCUUUAAACAACAGCCACAAGAAUAUUCUACCAAAAAAUCUUCAAAUCUAUCGAUCGUUCUUUGCGUCCCAAGGAGAGCAUGCCAUGAAUAUAUUUAGCGUCUUUGGGGAUUUUUAUGCGUCAGGGACGAAGGACACAGAGGUAACGAAAUCACUGCUUUAUUUUUCUUCCAGUAGCGUACCCAGUUGUACAGAAUUUGUAUCUCAAGAGAGCGUUACGGCUCCUGCCAUUGAAGAAUCCACGUCAAGAUGUGUGUACCAAAAACAGCCUUUGCUAUACAGUUGCGCCGGCCAUGAUCCAAACUACAGGAGAUUCUGCCCUUGCAGACAUUACAGAGAAGGGCAAAUAGCGCUAUGUAGGAGCUGCUUUUGAAAGUUCAAGAAGAAAUGGGACAAGAAACUCAGGAGCUCAGCUUUACAAAGCAUGAUAUCAGGCCCACCGGCCUGAGACUGACUUGCUGACCUAAAUUGUUGAAAAAUGUUUCGAAAGUCAGGCGCUAACAAGGUCAUUGAAGGAACUUGAAAUUUCAGCAGUACCACCCAAGUUGCGACAGUAGUCAAACAAUUGCCAUGUUUUAGAACGGUUUUGAAAUGAUUACCCAAGUAGUUACCCUGACCAAUCACACACGAGCUAAUUAUCAAAUCACCCAAUCAGAUGACGAGGCAAAGACAUGUAACCGGCGUUAAGCGCGGGAAAACACGUACAGCAAGUCUUAUUGGUUUUAUUUUUUGAUUGGUUGAGAAUGUGGCCCGAG